UUGCGUUACAUUGUAGCAAAAUGGCGGCUGUCAUUCAGAAUCCACUAAAAGCGUUGGGUGACCAGUUCUAUAAGGAGGCCAUUGAGCAGUGCCGCAGCUACAAUGCCCGCCUGUGUGCCGAACGCAGCGUCCGCCUGCCAUUCCUGGACUCACAAACCGGUGUGGCCCAGAACAACUGCUACAUCUGGAUGGAACGACACCAUCGCAGCCCAGGGGUUGCUGCAGGACAGAUGUACACAUACCCCGCCCGCUGCUGGAGGAAGAAGAGACGGCUGCACAACACCACAGAUCCCCGCCUGGGCAUCUAUGGUCUACAGCUCGAUGGCGGCCUCAUGUCCAGGGACAGCCUGCCCACCCAGAGCACCACGCUGGAGGCUCUGCUGCGAGGAGAGGGUCUCGACAAGAGGAACAACUCUAAGAACGAUGAGGAGAGCUUGCUGGAGAUCCAGAGGGUUUUGGAGGCGGACGCAGCAGAAGAUGCUUUCAACGAUGAUGAUGACUUCGAAGUAGACACUCCCAAGAGGAGACAUCGGGGCAAAGGAAGAGGUCGAGGUUCAGGCCGUAGGAGGACUGACAUGGAUGAUGAUAAGCCAUAUGUCUGUGACAACAGAUACAAACAAAAGCCGAACUCAAAAUCUUCGACCUCAGUCUGUGCAAAGCGCUACAGGAACCGUACAGGACUAAGCUACCACUACACCCAUUCCCACCUGGCAGAGGAGGAGCGAGCUGGAGAGAGGAGCUCUGUGGCACCCAGACCACCUUCUGUACCACAGACUGACAGACACAAGCGUAAGGAGCCAAACUCCCAGCUGGAUAGAACACAUUGUCCAAAGGGUCCAGGUGGGGCAAGCAUUCCCAACAACUACUGUACUAAAUGCCAGGGCUCAAACAAGAAAACGGGUAAAUCGGGGUCUCCCUUCUCAACCUGUCAAUGCACAACUGACUGUGGAGAAGAGAAGGAGGACGGGACCUUCGCCGGAGCAGAUGAGCUGUUCGGCACCACCUCUGAGAGCGACACUUCCACCUUUCAUGGGUUCGAGGACGAUGAUCUUGAGGAGCCUGGCACAAACAGCAACGGAAUAACUAACCGACACAGAUAGAGAAAACCUUCUAGAUUUAAAGACUUUUUUUAUAAGGAUUAACCUCUGGCAAAAAUCUGCUGCUUCUUUUUCAAUGUUUUUUCGUUUGCGGAAAGCACAAAGUGAUCAUUUCAGGACAGAAAUGCAAGUGGUAUUUUAUCUACUGAACAUUAUUGAAUAAUUUAUGAGUACCUUUUUAUAUAUAAAUAUAUAUAUUAACUUUUAAGACGGUGAACAACUGUCAGUGUUUUUUGACGGGUGACUCGGUCUCCAUGCAAAACAGAAGAUAAUGUUUUUUUUUCCUCACUGGAGCAGAAGGAGCAUAAACGUUUUGAACAAAAAACACUGGAGAAAUCUGAACAAUUGCAAAUUUGAAAUGCAUUAGUAGUAAAUCAUCUCCCAACAGUGUUUUUGGGAGCUGGUUGAAUGUCAUUGUAGACCCAAACGUAAGCUACUGGAUGUUUUUUGAAUCGGUAGUUGCUGUGAUGAUGAAGGUCUCUUUUUUUCCUGCUUUAACUCUUGAUUAAACUUAUAUAAAAAUGAAGGAACUAAUGAAAGGACUUCCACAAUCCACUGGAAAUAUUUGGAGAUGAAGAAAAUCAUUAAGAAUUCAAGAUAUAUUUAAAUAAAAGGUAAGCAGCAACAUUUUCUUUUUUCCUUAGAAAUAUAGGAAAUCUGGACAUAAUUGAGAAGCAAAUAUUUUACCAUUAAAGCAACUUAGUAAGGAAAAAAUGAGAAAAACUUCUCCGUCUAGUAUUUUUUACAGAAGCAACCAGAUGCAAGUUUGAUCGAAACAAGAUAAAACCCUACUUCCAAAUAAUGUGGGGAUGAUGCAUAAAAAACAAAACCAGCUCAUCAUUGACUUAUUUAUUUACAUUUUACACAGCAUCCCAACUUUUUAGGAAAUUGGGUUGUAGUGCUGUGGGUUGAAUUAUAAUCAGGAUUAAUUCUUAAAAUUCUUGCUGUUAAUCACAAUUAAUCUCACCUUUUUGUUGUAGUUUGAAAUUCUGGAUUUGUGAAUUUCAAACUUUUUUUUUAAGAAUUAGUUUUAAAAAUGAGGGUUAGAAAAAAAGGAAAACGUUUGAUAAUAGAAGGUGCAGAUGACUCCUGACUUUCCAAUGAGCUAACAGGUUUUUUUGUUUUUUUGUUUUUUUUAAAGUAAAAUGAGACAUUAAGGAGUGGUGGUGUAUUUAUUAUAAAACAUUGUGGCUGCACAGAGACGCUGCAGUGGCUUCACCAAAGUGUGCUAGAUGAAAAAUAAAGCAUGUGUUUAAUUGUCCAUCCAUACAUCUGUUUUCUUCGGUUUAUCCGGGGCCGGAUCACAGCGGCAGCAGGCUUAGCAACUCAGCCCAGAAAUCCCUCUCCCCAGCGACAUUUUCUAGGUCUUCCUGGAGGAUUCAAAGGUAUUCUCAGACCAAAUGAGAUAUAUAAUCCUUCCAUGAAGCCCUAGGCCUACCUCUUGGUCUCCUCCCAGUUAGACAUGCCCUGUAGACCUCCACAGGGAGGCGACCAGGAGGCAUCCGAUGCCGAACAACCUCAACUGGCUCCUUUUGACAAAGGAGCAGCGGUUCUACUUCAAGCGCCCUCAGGAUGUCUGUGUUCCUCACCCUAUCUCUAAGGCGUUCACAGGUCAGAUGACAUAUAUAAUCCCUCCAGCAAGUCUUAAGUCUACCCUGGGGCUCUCCUUCCAGUUGGAUGCGCCUGGAAGACUUCAACAGGGAGGCGAUCAGGAACCACUUCAACUGGCUCCUUUUGAGACGAAGGAUCCCUCCAGGUGUCUGAGCUCCUCACCCUAUCUCUAAAACUGAGCCCAGACACCCUCUUGAGGACUCUAAUUGAACCCAUGAUCUCAUUCUUUCAGUCAUUACCCAAAGCUCAUCACCAUAGGUGAAGGUUGGAAUGAAGAUCGACUGGUAAAUUAAGAGCUUUGGCUUCUGCCUCAGCUCCCUCUUCACCACAAUGAUCUGGUACAAUAUCUGCAAUACUGCCUAUACUGCAAUAAUCUGCCUGUCAAACACGGUCCAUUCUACUAAAUAUGAACCCUAUUGGAAUUAAUGCAUUAAUGCCAACAAUGUCAUUUUCACUUUCUGAUACUCUGAUUUUUGACCCUCUUAACUAAACUUAAAUUGGUCUGGGAAAAUGCUGCAAAAGCCACCAUCUGCCUCUACUGAACAUUGUGUUUAGAGUUAUUUAGCAGCUGUUGUGAUCUGCCAACAUUUUAAACUUAGUGGCUGAAGUGGUAAAAACAAAAUCAUUUAAGCAUCUGCAUGCUUUCAUCAUCAUUGUGUCCAUGUUGGCAUGCUGCUAACUUUAGAGUAUUAUAUUUCAGACUUAUCAUUGUUGAGUCUAACCCCUGUUGUCUGUGGUCUUUACUGUAGGAGCACUCAGCACAUUGGCUCAUGGCCCAGCAGUGGGGGUGACUAGUGAAGAAGAGGAUUUUAUCUCUCAAAACUAAUGAGCCUUCAUGUCCCUCCUGAUUCGGGCCUAAAAUAACAGACUGAAACGGAUGAAUGGACAUCCAGCACUUUUUCAGGCCAUCAGGCUUAAUUGAAGCAAAAGCUCCCCUGAUGAUAUGUAUCGAUCCCUUCAGAACAUUUGAAAUGUGAGUACAUGCAGCUUCAUUUCAUCCUCCCUGCACUGUGCUGGAGCUCCACUGAACUAUGGGAACACUAAAGGCCCGGCCUUUGGACUGUUUGUGCCCAACGGGUGCGUUUGGGGCCCAGCCUGCCCGCUCCCGCUAUGUGACUGUGUGUGCUGCGUGAUCCGAUGUGACACUAAGACGUCAUUAUCCUCAUCACUGUGCCAGCCUGCCGCUCUGCACUGGAAACCAGCUCUGACAGCCAUGACCCUCCAACCUGAUUGGACCAGUGACCCCCCCUGACCCCUCAGCCAUAGAGAUGGUGCUCAAAUCCACCAAUACUACAUGCAGACCUCUGGACUACUGUAUUAAUACUCUGCUUCUGUCCCUCUGUCUCUUAACUCUCUAUACUUCGAAUGAAUCGCAGUAAUUUAGCUCUUUUUUUGCAUCUUUUCUCUGUUGUAAAAUAUUUCUAUGUUUGAACUCUUUAAAGUUUGAUUAGUACGACUUCUUGGGGUUUGUUCGGACUGUAUCAAUACCUCUGUCCUGAUCAGGUGCACAAUAGCCACAACUACUCAGGCAUCUUUCAUUUCCUCUGCUGUUGAUUGUUCAGCCCAGAUUCACCUGAUUGUAUUCAGUUUGCACAGAGGGACAACAACGCCACACCAGGAUCCCGUCGUAAUCAACUCCCAGGAGGAGGUUGGGAUUCUGCAGUCUGCUUUUGGAAAAAAAAAACUUUGCAAUAACAAGCUUCUUUUGUGUCCUACUCUCAAUGCUGAAUCUCUCCUCUCUGUUUGAAGUCAACCGUCUCUGUAGAUUGUGAAUAGCAAGAAUCAUCUCCGUUAAAAAACUUAGUAAAAAGUGAAAACUGUAAGUCCAAGUUCUGUGUGACAUUUCCGCUGAGUGCUUUUGAGGGCCUAAUUGCUUUAUGACAUUUAGACGGUGCUUGAAGUUCUGUAUCAAAAAGCCUUUGGGUCCGUAGGUUGCUGAUACUGUGUAAGAAGUGUGUCCUUCAGUGUGAUUAUUCAGUACCGCUGCAGUGUAAAAGCUCACCAUUAAUCCUACGUGUGUAUGACUUGUUGCAUUGAAACCAUAUUUCUUCACUUCCCUCAGGGACCCUCGUCCACACAGCAGUUUAUCUCCUCCAGACUACGAAUGGAUCUUAGACUUCUCAAUUAUCUAGUCUUCUCUUGUCCGAUGUUUCCACAGUGAGAUGGGCCAUUGUGUCUUUAAAUCUUCCAAAGUCAUGCCUGUAAGUGAAAGCAUGUGUCAUCAAUCAUAACCUGCUUUAGUGUUAACCUGCUGUUUCUGACCAGGCCUGGAGUGGUGCAGCUCUGAACAAUAGGAGAAGCUCCUAAAUGCAAAAGUGAGCAAAGUCUGCUUCGAGUAAUGUGUCACCAAUCAUUGAAUAGCCUGUAUACCUCGUCAAUGACACAGCAAUAGGCCCUGGUACUCUCCUGAGGGGGUGGAGAGGGAGGAUCGGGGUGGGAUUGGAGCCAAGAGGAGAUGAAAUUGACAUGACUGGGUGUUUAGUUUCAUCUUCAGCUGUAAAUAUACGAGUGGAAAUGGAGAGAAUGAAGAAGUCUUUGUUUGUUA
This is a messenger RNA of Cheilinus undulatus (humphead wrasse), 5253 nucleotides long. Its product is annotated as zinc finger protein DPF3-like. Gene Ontology annotation, cellular component: nucleus. Bases 21 to 1100 code for a protein of 359 amino acids. The transcript is spliced from 10 exons. The record is from RefSeq and is a predicted model, not a curated record. Lineage: Eukaryota; Metazoa; Chordata; Actinopteri; Labriformes; Labridae.